CUAUGGCUGAAAGCUUCGUAGUCUCUCAAAAACACGGUAAAGUAAAGUCGUAUGUCGUAGGUUGGUAACGUCGGUUGCGCAAUUGCAAAAAUGCCGUUUUAUCAAUAUAAUUCCUUUACUGGAAGAAUAAAACCGUCUACCAGUUUUCAACCGCUUUAUCCUCUUUCUCCUAUUCCUUUACAGAGGACAGAACCACCAGUAAUAAUCUAUGACACUAUCAAAACUAAACCAGUGUCAGUUACGCCAAAGUCAGGAUAUUGCACUGACAAACCACCUACUCUUGAUCCAAAAAUGUGGGCAAAGUACAAGCAUUUUCAGGCUGUAAUUGACAAGCCUGUAUACCUAGCAGGUGGCAAGAAAGACAAAAUAUUAUUUGGAGUUACAGUCGCAUACCUUGGUCUUUGUACACUACAAUCACUGGUGUUUAUUGCUAAAGAAUGCUUGAAUAUUAUUUGAAUAUGAAUAAGUGAAUAUUAUGUAGAUAAUAAAUACAUAGACUAUCUGGUAUUACAAUUCUCUGUAUUAACAUUGCAAAUGCGCUGGAAGAGAAUUAUAUAGAAUUACAUUAACAAAUUAAAAAGA
Molecule: messenger RNA, 582 nt
Organism: Cataglyphis hispanica
Lineage: Eukaryota; Metazoa; Arthropoda; Insecta; Hymenoptera; Formicidae
Gene: COX7AL2
Exons: 3
Coding region: 91-456 (121 amino acids)
Biological process (GO): mitochondrial electron transport, cytochrome c to oxygen
Source: RefSeq, a predicted model, not a curated record